Molecule: messenger RNA, 1128 nt
Organism: Rotaria sp. Silwood1
Lineage: Eukaryota; Metazoa; Rotifera; Eurotatoria; Philodinida; Philodinidae
Source: the annotation of a GenBank genome assembly
AUGGACGAAUUGUAUUAUGCAGAAGAAUUUUUUCGAAUAUUUUAUGAAGAAAAUUCACGUGAUUAUAAUAUUCAUGAUCUUAAUAAGAUGUAUAAUUUUUUCUCAUACAUUUAUACAAAGCAAGGUAAUUACGAGAAAGCAAUGGAAUAUUGUCAGAAAGUUAUUGACAGUGAGAAAUAUAUUGAACAUGAUCGAGACACACUUGCAGCAACAUACAACAAUAUGGGUGAACUUUAUAAUAUUAAACAAGAUUUUGUUUCGGCAAUAGCAAACUUUACGAAAGCUAUUAGUAUUGACAGUGAUAACCCUGAUCUCCUUGACGUAUGUUACAACAAUAUAGGAUUAGUUGCUGCAAUGCAACAGGAUUAUUCGACCGCUUUGAAAAUGUUUGAAAAAGCAGUCAAAAUAGUUCAACUCAAUUUUCCUUCCAAUCAUCCAUCACUUGGAAGGUUAUAUAUUAAUAUUGCUACUGUUUAUCAAGCACAGGGCAAUAUGACAAUGGGAAUAGAAAUGCUUAAAAAGUCCCUAGAAAUUCAUAAUGGUUCACGUCCACCAACUCAUCACGAUAUCGGAAUAGCUAACAAAAUUUUAGGCGACGCUCUUCAUCGGAAUAACCAAGUUUUUCAAUCAUUAAAAUACAAAAGAAGAGCAGAAGAAAUUCAUUUAAAAUCUUUCCUUAAACCAGACAAUCAUCAUAGACCAGCAGUUCGAAUCAGUAACUAUGGCGCCAUUCUACAUGCUGAAGGUAAACAUAAAGAAGCCUUAGAAGAAUAUGAGAAAGCAUUGGCUAUGGAAUUGGUGGACCAUGCACCAAAUGAUCCAUCGCUUGAACCUCUCUAUUAUACAAUGGGAAUGAUUCAUUUCAAAGAAAAGAAUUUUUUACGAGCAUUGCAAAUGCUAGAAAAAGCGAUUGAAAUUGAAACAACUACUGAUACAAACACAAACAAUCAUUCACUUGCCAAUACAUACACUUUAAUGGGUAUGAUAUAUGAAUGUCAAAAAAAGCACAAGGAAGCAUUUCAAUUUUUGACAAAAGCAUUAGAAAUAAAAGCGCAAUAUCUACCACCCGAUCAUCAUGACAUACAACUAUACUAUGAAAUGAUUGAAGUUAUUUGUCAAAAAUUAUAA